CUCGCCUGGCAACCAGGCCAGAAAUCAAAAAAAUCUGACUCGAAAGCUCCGAUACCAGCAGCGGAACGGAGACGGCGAAGCACCUCAUAAAGCUAUUUUGACCCCCGAAGAGCCCACAUCACCUUCCCAAACCCUCCCCAUUCCCUCCCAAACCCCCAUCCCCACUCCUCCAAUUCCCAUCACAAUGGCCUCCCGCAGCUUCUCCAAGGCUCUGCGCCCGUUGGCGCGCCAAUUGGCCACCCCCGCCGUGCAGCAGCGCACUUUCAUCGCUGCCGCCGGUGCUGUGCGUGCCUCGGCCGUCGCUGCUCGUGUUGCCGCUGCCGUUCCUGCCCAACAACAGCAGGUGCGUGGUGUGAAGACCAUGGACUUUGCCGGCUCCAAGGAGGAUGUUUAUGAGCGUGCCGACUGGCCCCAAGAGAAGCUCCUGGAGUACUUCAAGAACGACACCCUCGCCCUCAUCGGCUACGGCUCGCAGGGCCACGGCCAGGGCCUCAACCUCCGUGACAACGGCCUCAACGUCAUCAUCGGUGUGCGCAAGAACGGCAAGUCGUGGCAGGAUGCCAUCGAGGACGGCUGGGUCCCCGGCAAGAACCUCUUCGAGGUCGACGAGGCCAUCACCCGCGGUACCAUCGUCAUGAACCUGCUCAGCGACGCCGCCCAGAGCGAGACGUGGCCCGCCAUCAAGCCCCAGAUCACCAAGGGCAAGACCCUCUACUUCUCCCACGGCUUCUCGCCCGUGUUCAAGGACCUCACCAAGGUCGAGGUCCCCACCGACGUUGACGUCAUCCUCUGCGCGCCCAAGGGCUCCGGCCGCACCGUGCGCUCGCUCUUCCGCGAGGGCCGCGGCAUCAACUCGUCGUUCGCCGUCUUCCAGGACGUGACCGGCAAGGCCAAGGAGAAGGCCAUCGCCAUGGGCGUCGCCAUCGGCUCGGGCUACCUGUACGAGACGACGUUCGAGAAGGAGGUCUACUCUGACCUGUACGGCGAGCGCGGCUGCCUGAUGGGCGGCAUCCACGGCAUGUUCCUCGCCCAGUACGAAGUGCUCCGCGAGAACGGCCACAGCCCCAGCGAGGCUUUCAACGAGACCGUCGAGGAGGCGACCCAGUCGCUGUACCCCCUGAUCGGCGCCAACGGCAUGGACUGGAUGUUCGAGGCCUGCUCGACCACGGCCCGCCGCGGCGCCAUCGACUGGACCCCGCGCUUCAAGGACGCCCUCAAGCCCGUCUUCAACCAGCUCUACGACUCUGUCAAGACCGGUGAGGAGACCAAGCGCUCGCUCGAGUACAACUCGCAACCCGACUACCGCCAGCGGUACGAGACCGAGAUGGAGGAGAUCCGCAACCUGGAGAUCUGGCGCGCGGGCAAGUCGGUUCGCUCUCUGCGUCCCGAGAACCAGAAGUAAGCGGUCGGCGUUGGGAUGGUGUUUUUCUCUCGAACAAUUUGAUACUCUGGCUUAUGGGACGGUUGGGCUGUCGCUUGCCGAGGAUGGGAUACCUUGGGGCGGGGCAUCAAAAAGGCUUGCUUCGCGCUGCAAUUUCGGGUUAACGGGGGUUCAGCUGUCACUUGUACAUAUACUCUAGCUGAUGGCGGUAUUUGAUUUGGCUGAGCGAUCUCUUGCAAC
This is a messenger RNA of Chaetomium fimeti, 1621 nucleotides long. Its product is annotated as 6-phosphogluconate dehydrogenase. Gene Ontology annotation, molecular function: ketol-acid reductoisomerase activity. Gene Ontology annotation, cellular component: mitochondrion. The coding region runs from base 185 to 1402 and encodes 405 amino acids. The transcript has 5 exons. Gene Ontology annotation, biological process: L-valine biosynthetic process. NCBI's taxonomy places the organism in Eukaryota, Fungi, Ascomycota, Sordariomycetes, Sordariales, Chaetomiaceae. The record is from RefSeq and is a predicted model, not a curated record.